CCGAAUUAUCCCUUCUGACCAUAUUUUAUGAAAGGAUACGGAGGCUGAUUAAUUACCAUAAUUAGUUGAAUAUUUAUUUCUUGUAUCUUUAUUUUUAUAUAUAUUUUUAAACUAUUGGGGACGUUAGCGAUUCCUUUACGUUCAGCAGUUGAUUUGAUAUGGGAGGUAAAUUCAACUGCUGACUUGUUUGUGUUAUGAUUGAGAUUUAAAACAAACCCUGCUUCGUUUGUACGCAACCAUUUUCUAGCUACUAUGUCUUUUUCUGCAAACAUUUGUUUUGAAAGAAUAUUUCCACAGCUUAUACCAUUGAAUGAAAAGCUCACACAAUUUAGAGGAUUCAUAUCAGCACUGGGAGAAGAGUUCGAGGUUAUGUUGCACCUAGAAAAUGGAAACCUGCAGCUUCAAGGAAGCUGGAGACUGCAACAGUUGUUAAAGCCUUGCCAUGAAGCUGUUGUGCAGAGUCUGAAACAGAGUCCUGAACUCAAUAUAUUUCUACUGGAGUUGAAAGAUUUACUGGAGAAACAGCUAAGACAAACCAAACUAAGAAGAGAAAUCCUUCUUCCCCCACCCCAGUACUACAGUGCACUGUUGUCACAUAUAGCUCAGAGUGGUUGGGACAAGGUGGAGUACGUAGACCCUGACCUUAAUACACUACAUCUGAGAGCAAAAGAUGAGAAUGGAAGAUUACACAUUCUGCAGUUACAUCUACCUAGAGAGUACCCUAAGAAACCACCAGUUUGUUCAGCUGAUCUCCCAGAGGAUUUUGUGUUCAAGUGGCUCACGACUAGCUCUCUCCAGGAUAUCCUGGAACAAUUCCAGACAAAGUUAUGCUUUUUCCAAGACUUCUGGAUGUGUAUGGAUGAAAUUGACAGCAGCUGUUGGGUUCUGGAACCAGAGAAACCUCGAAGAAAAGACUGUAAAAGAAGACUUGUUCUUGCCACAAAUGGAUCUGUACAGAUCUCUGUUAACCCACAAUGUCACAGAAGCAUUCCUGAGUGUCAGUUCCUUGGAGCAGAAAGAGUUAUUGGUCCUUUUAGAGAUAAUUUCAACCAGAACUUGGAGAAGUGGGAUGUUAACAGCACUAUUUUAACUAACCUAAAAAUAGUUUUGGAUGUCAAAUUCCCUUCACCAUGCAGCUCUAAUAAAGAGGAUUACGUUGUGGAGUGUGGGAUUUGCUAUUCUUUCCGACUGAAUGAUGCCUUGCCAGACAAGUCCUGUAAUAACUCCCAUUGUAGUCAGCUUUUUCAUGUAGAAUGUUUAAUUGAAUGGCUGAGGUCUGUCUCAACAACAACACAAAGUUUCAGCAUUUUGUUUGGAGAAUGUCCAUAUUGUGACAUGCCUAUCAUGUGCAAGAUGUCUUAGGUCAUCUGACGAAACAUUGGUAUGGCCCUGGAUUUUGUGAUUCUUCUCCUGCUCGAAAUUCUGUUUGCCAUCACAUAGUAGUUAAAAUGAUCUUGUUAUCAGAGCUGGUGAUAAAAGAGCUAUUAACACAUUGUGCUGUGAUCAAAUUAUGGUAAUUUAACAUGUUUGUUAAAGAAUAGUUUUCUUAACACACUGGGGAAUUAAAGAAUUGUUAACGUUUUUGGUCAUAAUUUUUAUUAAUUUUCUGAGAAAAGCAUUUUAGGCCAGGUACGAAAACUUUCCAGUUUCUUGUAAGAUAAUUUCAGAAACCUAAAAUUGGGAAGAGUUUUAUUAUUAUUGUAUAAAUGUUUUGAAGAACUGAACUGUUAUUCAGUCACCGAAGUGAUGCAUAUGUACAUAUAUUUAUAUAUCGAUGCCAUUUACAAUGUCAUCCUUGCCACUAAAGACAGCGGACAAAAAUUAUAUUCAAUUAAGACGAGUAUAGGUAGUGCUUUUUUGAUCCAACACGUGAAAAUAGAUACAAAUUUUUAAAAUUUGAUAAUAAAAAUAUCUGAUGUUUAGAAGGAGAGGAAUGUUUAAAACUAUCUGCAUGAGGCAGAAAUGAAGAUAAAGUCAAAUGUUACAGAUGAUUACAUACACAUUUUUUAUAUACAACAUUUAACACUUGAGAUUUCUGUUGCUAAACAUAUCAAUUAUGGUUGUCUUGUGUUGCCAUAUUUGGAGAUUUAGAUGUUUGAAAGUUUAUUCUACAAAAUUGGAAUACUGUAGAAAAAAUAUUGAUAGUUAUGUAAUUGAUAGUUUU
This is a messenger RNA of Limulus polyphemus (Atlantic horseshoe crab), 2164 nucleotides long. RefSeq names its product E3 ubiquitin-protein ligase FANCL-like (gene Fancl). Gene Ontology annotation, cellular component: nucleus; Fanconi anaemia nuclear complex. NCBI's taxonomy places the organism in Eukaryota, Metazoa, Arthropoda, Merostomata, Xiphosura, Limulidae. The coding region runs from base 253 to 1362 and encodes 369 amino acids. The record is from RefSeq and is a predicted model, not a curated record. The transcript is spliced from 14 exons. Gene Ontology annotation, biological process: protein monoubiquitination; interstrand cross-link repair. Gene Ontology annotation, molecular function: ubiquitin protein ligase activity.